Molecule: messenger RNA, 864 nt
Organism: Anopheles coustani
Lineage: Eukaryota; Metazoa; Arthropoda; Insecta; Diptera; Culicidae
Product: cuticle protein-like
Exons: 2
Cellular component (GO): extracellular matrix
Source: RefSeq, a predicted model, not a curated record
AUGGGUAGCUCCACUACCACGAUCACUAACGAUCGGUUUGUUCGUUUUGCUUUUUAGUUUGUGACUUUCGCCGCUCUGGUCGCAGUUGCCCGCGCUGGACUGAUCGCCCAACCAGCUGUCAGCUACGCUGCCGCCCCGGCCCUCCUCUCGGCCCCGGUUGCCAAGGUCGCCUAUGCCGCGGCUCCGAUCGCCAAGGUCGCAUACGCUGCCCAGCCCGAGGAGUACGACGCGAACCCGCAGUACUCGUUCUCGUACGGAAUCUCCGACGCUCUGACCGGAGACUCCAAAUCCCAGCAGGAGUCGCGCAGCGGAGAUGUUGUCCAGGGAUCGUACUCCGUCGUUGAUCCCGAUGGCACCAAGCGUACCGUCGAGUACACCGCCGACCCGCACAACGGAUUCAACGCUGUCGUCCACCGUGAGCCCCUGACCAAGGCCGUCGUUGCCGCCCCGGUCGCCACCAAGGUCAUCGCUCAGCCAGCUCUGGCCUAUGCCGCCCCAGUUGCCAAGACCAUCUCCUAUGCCGCUCCGGUAGCCAAGACCAUCUCGUACUCCGCCCCGGUGGCCACCAAGACCAUCGUGUCGAGCCAGCCUGCCCUGUCCUACGCCGCCCCGGCUUACGCCACCCAGGCCUACGCCGCUCCUGUGGCUAAGACCUAUAUCUCGAGCCAGCCUGCUCUGUCCUACGCCGCUCCUGUGGCUAAGACCUAUAUCUCGAGCCAGCCCGCUCUCUCCUACGCCGCUCCGGCCUACGCCACCCAGGCAUACGCCGCCCCGGCUUACGCCUCGUACCACUAAAGACUGUUGACGUUGAUUCGAGUGUUGUUACGGCUGCGAUGAUAUUUAUUGGAUAGCAAUAGACGACCG